Messenger RNA from Penicillium cinerascens, 657 nucleotides. Its product is annotated as putative DnaJ chaperone (Caj1). Lineage: Eukaryota; Fungi; Ascomycota; Eurotiomycetes; Eurotiales; Aspergillaceae. The transcript is spliced from 4 exons. The record is from RefSeq and is a predicted model, not a curated record. The coding region runs from base 1 to 657 and encodes 218 amino acids.
AUGUCGAAGAGCCCUGACUACUACAAAAUCCUCGGCGUGUCCAGUGAUGCGAACCAGCAGCAGAUUCGUAGCGCAUACAAACGGGAAUCACUGAAGUCCCAUCCUGAUCGAGUCCCUGCCGAUUCCCCCGAACGACCAGCACGGACAGCUAAGUUCCAAGAGAUCAACGACGCUUACUAUACCCUGUCGGACCCUGCGCGACGACGUGAGUACGACCAGAUCCGCGCAUACGAGGAGGCUGAAGAAGAGGUCGACGAUGAGGUUCCCCAGGGCGGCGCCGGUGGCUUCCCAUGGUCCAGCUUUGGAUUCGGCAACCGCAGCGAGCGCGAUGCCGACCAGUUUGGGUCAGUGUUUGAAGAGAUGAUGCGCGAAGAAGGGCUGGCAGAAGAGAACGACGAGGGCGGCAGCCGACGGACCCGCCCAACAUCCCGAUUCUGGGCCAUCGUUGGUGGUGUCAGUGGGGGCGCUUUGGGAUUCAUCGUGGGUAACGUCCCUGGUGCACUGGCUGGCGCCGUGGCGGGUAAUCGCCUGGGCGCCGUUCGUGACGCCAAGGGCAAAAGUGUCUAUGAGGUUUUCGUGGAACUUCCGCAGCCAGAUCGGACACGGCUCUUGAGUGAACUGGCGGCAAAGGUGUUCCAGACUACUAUGGGACGCUAG